GAAAACUGACACGUGAAUAUAUUCUUAUUUCACUUAAUACGUAAGUAGAGAACGAAAUAACUAAAUUUCUUGCGAAAGAACUACGGAUACAUUAGUUUGUCUUGAGCCUUAGUGACAUAAACGGUAGGAAUGUGAAGUUAAUGCGGCGCCAAAAACUAAAAUAAAACUAUCUUGAAAUUGAUUUAUGGCGACAAAUAAUGAAACCAAGCCACGAUGACUCCAUUUUUUGCAUAUGUUAAUAUAACACAUUAUUGUUAAAGAAGCUAUAAAAAUGUCAAAGUGGUCUUAUAUACAGAAAAGUUACCCUAAGCAAAAUACUGAAAAUUGUAACUAUUUCUUGAUGACGGACUUGUUACUGUGGAAACAUAGCGUUGGUAGUAUUUUAAUUGUCACAAAUGUAUCAUAAAUGGACCACAAAAUCUUGACAAUGUUUCUACAGCCAAGUUUUAAUCCAUAUAGACCAUUUAAAUGCGUAUCAUUAUCAAAUAAUUGGAUAAAAUCCAAGAUAUUGGUCAUCAAAGACUUUGUAAAUAAUCUGAUUUAUUGUAUGACAUAUAUAUUCUAUUUGUAUUCCUUAUUCAACAAUUUGAGUAAAAAUAAUAGAACAUGGAAUGUGAAUGCAAUCCCUAACUACGGGGUGGAUACUGGUAGAAGUCAACGAAGAAGCUGUAUGUCGCAACCUAUUAUGAUCUGCCAUGGCGACGGGUGGCACAGUAAUGGCGCCGGGUGAUAAGAUCGAUUCUUCCAGGGACAAACUGGGUAUUCAAGGUCAUGGCUUAAUGACAACCUGCUCUCACGAUGGUUCCCUUGGGGUGCCAUCCAGCGAGCCCUCUCCCUCUGUUUCCCGACCUUCUACGGCCACGUCGGGCGAUAGCCCCGCUGAAGGAAUUAGCAGCAUCUCGAUGCCUCCGGAAGCGGUUGGCGUUUUAGAAACUGUUAUAAACAUGAAUAAAGCAUUAGAACAACAGAUAGACGCUUUACGAAUGAGAUUAACCGUUGAAGCAAAGAAUCAUGACACAGAAAAAUACAAAAUAAUUAAAGAGAAAGAAAGAGAGCUAGAUAAGAAGGAAGAUGAAAUAAUUGAUCUGAAAGAUUCAUUAGUUCAUAGAGAUGAAAGAGUUACUGUUUUAGUAAAAGAGGGACAUGAAAAAGACUUCCAAAUUCAGCAAAAAGAGAAAGAAAUAAAUGAUUUGAAAGAACUUGUUAAACAAACAGAAGGCUACGCAGAGCAAUUGCAGAAAAGAGUCGGAAGACUCAAAGAUGACAAAAAUAAAUUGGAAUCAGAUAGUGCUUACAAAGAGCAAAGCGAAGAAAUACGAAAGCUUAAACAUGAAAUAGUGUCUAUGAAAGAGAAAGUCGCAUCAAUGGAAAGAGAACUUGGAAGAGCCAGACUAGUCAUAGAUCAACAAAACACAAAAAUAAAAGGACUUGAAGCGGAAAAGGGUGCUAUUAGUGAAAAGUUUAAAGAAGAACUUGAACGAGCUGGUAGAGCGAUGCGAUCAGAAGUGGAAAGGAUGAGAGAGGUGAUGAAACAGCAGUAUAUGGAAAUGAGAAAUUUACGAGAACAAAACUUUGAAAUAUCAAGUGAUGUUAGAGACAUUAAAGAUAUACUGUUAAAAGGUACAAUAAAACAGGAACCUGAGAUAAAAACCAAGACUACAGAAAAGAUUGAUGUUAACAACUUCAAAUCACCGCGACCGAUGCACAAGAGUCCAAAUUUUGGUAUGCGGAUGCCUCUGACAUCACGGCAGGCACCGCCACCAAAGCCAAACGGAGCGGUUCGAACCUCAAUGCCCACAAUGUCAACGACAAGAGGGACAACGCAAGGGAAAACACAGGGCUUGCCACCAAUCACUAAACCGAGUGAAAACACUACUGGGAAAUGGAUACCGGCUGGAGGAACGCACAAGCAGGCGACACUCAAUGUUCGUUCUGCAAAGGGCGGGAGACGAUAGCUUCUUAUAUGAAGUUUUAGUGCUGAACUGUAAAGCAAGGUGCUUCUAGAUAAAUAAUGGUUGCUUUCAGCUGUGCUUUAGGUCGCUUUAUCAGGACAGUUGCUUACAAGAAAAAACUUGGCAAGUGAUCUCAUUAGGUAAUUACUACAAAUAAAUAAUGUGUCAUUAGAGGACAAUGCAAAUACUGAGCGAGACUACCUACAUUUACAUGGACAGAUUCGAUUUCUGUGGUGGAAACAGAAAUACUCCUAGGUGUAGGUUGAAAGUCAAUCAUAAUCUUCAAUUUGCAGGGUUUUAUAAGCUUCUUUGAGAUUGAAAAUCAUGUCACAAGCAUUAAGCAUCUACAUUUUAUUAGAUAACACAUUAGUACUUUUGAAAUAGUGGAGCUUCAAGUGACAGAGAAUCGUUUUGUUGCUGUGGUCUGAAAAACAUUUCAGUUUUGCUAGCAAGUUUGAGCUAUUUUAAAAUUCCUACACACUUUGCGGAUAUAAAAAAGUUCUUUACUUUCUACAACCUACAUAAAUCUUGAUAUUCUUGGAUUUGAAGUGAUCCAUCACCAACUGCAGGUAAAGUUGGAGAAAAAAAACAGGGAGAAGGUAGAUUCUCUGUAAAGUAAUACCUCUGUAGAUCAGACACCACCAGGAAUAUUGUUAAAUGUUUGUUGUACAGAGGUUGUUGCUCCGGAGAGGUUCAUUUACUAUGAAUUAUGUCUUAUCUAAGAGGAAACAUGUGUGUUUAUAUUGAGGUAAUCACUCCUCAAAGAUGUCAUAAUGCAUUCAUUUUCCAUUGCAAACCAAUCAUCUGUGAUAUUUCAAUAUGCAUUCUGUGAUAUAUCAUGACCUUUCUCAGUCUAACUGGCAUUAAUAACGUGCCAAAUAAGAAAUUUAAUAUUCAAUGCCAGGUGAAUCCUGUUGUGCUUGUAGUUUUUGAUACAGGUAUUUUUCUAUACCUUUGUUGAAAAUGUUUGGCAUUAAAGCAGAAAUGUUAAAUA
Mercenaria mercenaria is the source of this 2946-nucleotide messenger RNA. RefSeq names its product chromosome partition protein Smc-like. The transcript has 3 exons. The record is from RefSeq and is a predicted model, not a curated record. NCBI's taxonomy places the organism in Eukaryota, Metazoa, Mollusca, Bivalvia, Venerida, Veneridae. The coding region runs from base 696 to 1955 and encodes 419 amino acids.